This is a messenger RNA of Peronospora belbahrii, 2106 nucleotides long. The record is from the annotation of a GenBank genome assembly. Lineage: Eukaryota; Oomycota; Peronosporomycetes; Peronosporales; Peronosporaceae.
AUGGACACACCACCUAGCAUCCGUCAACAAUAUGCUGCACCUCCACAUGAGACACCAGCAGAGCGACGACGACGUCUUGUUAAUCGUCGGGCAGCAAAGUAUCGUCACUAUCGAUCGUUAAACGCUGCUCAGAAUGUAUCAGAUCCAGUGGUUGAAUUCCAGAGGCAACAAAAUAGUCGCAGACAGCGCGAACGCCGUUCGCUGUUGGACGACGAAGCGCGUGACCGCUUACGCGCGCAGAAUCAACGGCGUCAGCAGCUUAGAAGAAACAAUAUGAGUGAUGUAGAGAAGGCAGAGAUACGAGAGAAACAGCGUGCACGACAGAGACAGCGUCGACAGAAACUGGAUGAUGAUGCGCGCGAUGAGCUCCGGGAACGCGAACGCCUGCGUAUCACACGACGACGGCGACAUAUGAAGGCUUUGGAAAGGGAAAAACAGGCAAAAGAACCAGUUUUAUUGCUUCCAGCUCAGUUUUUACAGCCUGCAUUGACGGAGACAGAGAUGUUGCCGCACUUGAGACUCGCGCCGGAGCUGCCAACGUUGCGGCAGCAUCAGGAACAACAAAGACAGAGGGAGAUGCAGGGAAGGGCAUUUCCGUUUGUCGGAGGCUUGCAGAGUACACUGCCACCUCCACCGCCGGUGAUUGAGCGAGUAAGAGCAUUCCAGCACGAGAGGAUCCCGUCCCUGCCUCAUUUGCAGCAAGUGACGAGACCGGCGACUACGUCCUUGCUGCAUAUCACACCACCACCGAUUUUUACGAUCUCGGAAACGACUGGUGGUGGAUCAGGAAUUGCGGCGUCGACAGGGAUGCGAGCGGUUGCUAGUGCAGUGGUCGCGGCAACAAGACCACCGCCGCAACCGACACCGAUCAUACCCUCGCAACAAUCUAGAACACCUAUUGUUCUCCCACCUGCACACCGUUCGCUUCCUCCAUUGCCUGACUUUCUUAACAGUCGCGAAGCGUUCAAUCCCGCCGCCGCCGGCACUGCUACUGCUACUUCGACGCGCGUUUCACGGCCAUCAAGCAGUGCUACUAGAGCUCUGUUCUCAUCUAUUACCGACCUUCCUCCUGUGCACACCGAUGCAUCAGACGUCGAAUCGUUUUUCAACGAUGAGCAAAGUGUGGACACUAGAGAAGACGCGAUGGUCAAAAGCCAAGAAUAUGUCGGGUGGCAACGACAGCAACAUGAGAUGAAAAGCAGCUCGGGCCACGAUAGUGUUCAGGAAGUGGUAGAGGCCGCAGUAACGGAGACACUGGGGACUGCUCAGCGUGUCAAUGUCACUGGAGUCAGUCGCACGGAUGCAGGCACUCACGCACUCUAUCAAUUUGGGUUCAUCCGUCUCGACUCGGAGCUGCAAAUGUCGUUGACAGAGCUGAAAGAUCGAGUCAAUGACAAAUUAGGGGAUGGUCGAGUGGUGGUGCUGGACGUGACAAUUCCAGUCACGGGCCCCGCGCGGAUUCGGUCACGCUACAAAAAAUAUAUUUACUAUUUGCAGCAGGGAAACCGACCUGAUUUGGAACUAGGCAAGUACUCUUGGUUUCUUGGAAGAAGAUUAGACAUUCAGCGGAUUCGUGACGCGCUCAAGUUUUUGGAGGGCACGCAUGACUUCAGGCCGUUCUCGCAGGGAUUACUGAAGCACGAGUUGAAGGAUAUGAAAACAGUGCGUACAAUUAUGUCGACGAAAGUAGUUGUUCGACGGAACGUGAACUUUUCUCUCGAUCCUGAUGUGUGUGGUAGUGGUGAAAUCAUCGACACUGCAGACAUCUACCGAGACGCAAAAUAUGCCACGGAAACGCAUAAACCUGAUGACACAAUGAUAAUCACAGCAGGCGAGCUCAAGAAGUGGAAGGUCGGGCAAGCAGAUAUUGCACCUGUGCAUUUUGUUUGCAUUGAGCUUGUGGCCAACGGCUUUUUAAGGCACAUGGUACGGCGCAUUGUUGGAACGUUGCGACCAAUAGGUGAGGGCACCCAGCCACCUUCCCUACUGGAACAUGUGCUAGCAAGUGAAGUCCCACCUGGACCAUCCGCACCGGCAAAGGCUCUUUGGUUACAUCGUACGUGGCUCACGCAAGAUCAGUAUGACGCAGAUUCUGCAGCGGAAUAG